This is a messenger RNA of Rhopilema esculentum, 4337 nucleotides long. RefSeq names its product serine/threonine-protein kinase NLK. Gene Ontology annotation, molecular function: MAP kinase activity; ATP binding. Gene Ontology annotation, biological process: protein phosphorylation. The record is from RefSeq and is a predicted model, not a curated record. Lineage: Eukaryota; Metazoa; Cnidaria; Scyphozoa; Rhizostomeae; Rhizostomatidae.
UAAAGUCCUCUGAUCGUGCUUAGGCCUUGGAAGAUGAAGUGUUGGUGAGGGGUGUUGAGGGCGGUAGAACGAUCCUCCUCCUUGCACGCAAACUGGACCAUCCUGCACCGCACAGAGUAGAGCAACUGGUAGUGGAUCACACCGUGAUGUUGUUCAGCUGUCGCUUUUUGCAUUGCUGCUCAUUCUAAUUUGCCAUGGCUCUCUGCAAAACUCGUGUUGUACUCCACCAUCCUAUAACUAUGCCGGGCAAGGAUUCCUCCCAACCUCAUCAUAACUUGUUUCCCGAGCAAGCCAAACACCACGACCAUGAAAUCGCACGCAAAAAUGUCGAGGCAGAUAAACCCAUCGGUUAUGGAGCGUUUGGAGUUGUUUGGGCUGUUACAGAUCCAAGGAGUGGCAAGAGAGUCGCGUUAAAGAAAAUGCCAAAUGUUUUCCAGAACAUUGUUUCAAGCAAGCGUGUCUACCGUGAACUCAGAAUGCUUUGUUUCUUCAAACACGAAAAUGUUGUGAAAGCAUUGGAUAUCUUGCAACCCGACCCAAUCGAUAUCUUCCACGAACUAUAUGUCAUUACUGAACUCCUGCAGUCAGACCUGCAUAAGAUUAUUGUCUCACCUCAACCAUUAACAUCAGACCAUGUAAAAGUGUUCCUGUACCAAAUAUUAAGAGGCUUGAAAUACCUCCAUUCUGCUGGGAUACUCCAUCGUGACAUAAAGCCAGGCAAUCUGCUGGUUAACAGCAACUGUCAACUUAAGAUAUGUGACUUCGGGCUAGCCAGGUGUGAAGAGCUUGAUAAAAGCAGGGAAAUGACACAAGAGGUUGUAACUCAGUAUUACAGAGCCCCUGAGUUACUCACUGGAUCUACAUAUCAUUCUUAUGGGGUGGAUCUGUGGUCGGUUGGUUGUAUUUUCGCCGAGUUGUUAGGUCGCAAAAUUUUGUUUCAAGCACAGAGCCCUAUACAGCAGCUGAACCAAACGAUAGACCUUCUUGGUACUCCACAUCCAAGUGACAUCAGAGCUGCAGGUGCCAGUGAUGGAGCAUUCAAAUACAUAAUGUCUCAGGCAUUCAAACCGCCUGCAAUGCAUCGUCUGUAUAACUUGUCAAGCCUUGCCACGCACGAAGCAGUGCAUUUGCUAUGUAGAAUGCUUGUUUUUAACCCUGACAUGCGCAUCACUGCAACGGAUGCCUUGUCGCACCCUUACCUCGAUGAAGGCCGGCUAAGAUACCACACUUGCAUGUGUACAUGCUGCCAUAAUACCCCGAAUGGACGGCAGUAUUGUGGAGAUCUUGAGCCAAUAUGCCCUAUCCCGUACGACCUUACAUAUGAAGAUGGUCUCCACUCGGUAAAAAGUGUUAAGGAACACAUUUUUAGAUUCAUAAUCGAUCAUCAUCGCAAGUCCGGAACUGUCCCACUUUGCCUGAACAUGUCAUCUCCUGUAUAUAAAACUUUUCAAAGCUCAUCCGUCGCGCCACAGCCUGACAUCGCUGAAUCGCCUCGGCUUUGGUAGCUAGUCUGUUUUCUGUUUAUAAUUAACUGAACGCUCAUCAAAUUUUUGAAUCGAAGAUUUGUAAAUAUAUUAUUAAUCUAUUUCUAAAUCAACAUUUAUUUGUUUUGGCAGUUCAAAAACUGCAAAUACUUUGUUUUGCUUAGCAAGAUGUAACUUCAUUACAGUGCCAGCCACAAGCACACAAGAUUCAAGCGCCUUUCCAUAUACCCUUCCUAACUUGUAUUCGUUUCUUAUUUUCCAGUAUAAAAGAAAAUAAACACCAUUUGCAAAUUUCUUAGAAAUAUUGAUCAAGAGAACUAAAUUUCACCAACGCAUGGCCAAAAAUAUUUUCUUCAAUCAGUUCCCUUAACAAUCACUGGCGGUCUUUUGCUCAUAACAAAAUAAAUUUUACCAUCUGUCUUCGUAAAUUUUUUUUAAAGAGUAUAUAUUUGAAAACUUUUCGGCAGUUUUUCCUUAAAAGAAUUUAAAGCCUGCCAGCCUUGGAAUAGAGUUAUUGGCCUUAGAAGGUGUCUUCCUUUUCAAUAGCAAUUAAAAAUUUCUUUUUCGAAGCUUUUUUCAUCUAAAGAGACGCUGGUAUCAAAAUCCACAAUUUAUUUUUUUUAACAAAAAGUUGUGAGUUUUGUUUAGAUAUUUCUCACUGUUAGUGGUGCAAAAUACAUUCGCUGUACGAGCGAAGUUGGCGAUUUGUAAAAAAGUUGGUGUGAUUUCUUAAGAAUUUGCUGUUAAAUAUUAAUUAUUAACCAAAGAAUUUCGUCUCGGUCCAGCCUUGUUAUCGAGUUUGAAUAAGUUGAAUCGCCUAUUUUUGCCAAAAAUUGUGUAAUUCUUUUGCUUUUUUAAUAAUCAAACGAACAAAUCAUCAGCUGUUUCUUAGGAUUCCUUUUUACUCAUGAAACAAAGAUGGUUUUAUCGAACUUUUCUCACAAUUUAAGCCUUAAUCAGCCUAAAGCCAAUCCAAGGUCGUGAAUAAAUCAGAUAUACGUCAAAUUUUUGCCAACCUUGCCAUGUUAAACUAAAAUGCUUGUUUCUAGUGUGCUUAAUGCAGCAUUGGUUUGAAAACUUGUAGAUCAUCUAUUGAUGCUAGUAGAUUGAUUUAUUGAUUGUUUGAUAUGAUGGCUUGAUUUCAUGGGAGCAAGUUUUGGAGAAGUUGGAUUCCAUUGGGAUUAUCUGGUAAUUUUGGUUGUUAGCAACGACAGUUAUCGUGUUUUUGUCUGUAGUUGUCAUGUCGGGUGAUCUUCUUGUUUGUCGACAUCAUGAUCACAAUCACCAUAGUCAUUGGUAGUAUCAUCUUCAUUAUCAACCACCAAUCAUUAUUCACCAAUCGUAAAUCAUUAUAAAUCAUUGCAAUCAUCACCGUUAUCAUCAAACAUCACCACUUGUGAUUGUGAUUGACUUAUACUUACAGUUGUUGUAUCACUGUAUUACUGCCGUCAGAUAGUCCUUUAGUUGAUGCAUGCUUUUUCAAGCCAAGACUUUGGACAUCCCUUCUGAAAUGUAUUGUUUAACAUUGCAAAAUUUCACAGACAAACACGGUAGCUGAAUAUUGUUAACGAUGGGUAGUUUUAGGAUUUAGUGACCAGAAUAAUCAAUUUGGAAAAUGCACAUCAUAUUGUCGUAUGUUUGUUUAUAUAAAGUUUGUUAACAUUAAUUAAGUAAUCAUUAAUCUGAUGCAGGCACGUGACUUUGGGCCAAUUAUUCCAACGUUUGACUUGUCCCAAAUUUGAAAAACGAUAAUGAUUUUUGUAGGUGACACAGCCCCCUCUUGUUCCUUUUUAACUGUUGUUUCCUAGGAAUAUUCUUUUAUCUAAGUAUUAUAUUUCUCCCUUAAAAGUAUGUACUUUUAACCGAUGACCUUUAAAGGAAAACGGUUUGUUGUUUAAAACCUGUUCGUUACAAGACACCAAUGCACUAGGCACUUUGAUUUCAAGAGGGAAGGUGAUUGCAACGUUCGGUAAACUUAUUGUCUUGAUAAGUAGCUAAAAUCAUUCUUGGAGCCUGGAUUUUUAAUUGCCUUAUGAAUACACAAACGUGAAUUAGGAUUUCGUCCUACCAAUGGCCAACCAUACCGCUUUUUGUAAAUCUUUAUGUCUCAUAAUUCCAUAGGACGCUGCAGAAAUGGCAGAAAUCAGCGACUAGAUUAACUAUGUUUAUUUAGCACUGUUAUCAAUUUUUAAAUCUUAAUAAUAAUUUUCACCCUUAAAUGCUUCCUUGUAAGCAAAACAAUUAUCUCAUUUUGCAAUACAGUUUUCAUGGAUCAAUUGUAGAACCAUAAACGAAAUUAUCUUGAUCCAUUCAGUCGCCAGAUAUAGCAUUUGCUCGCUUCUUUUCCAAAAUAUUGUCUAGCCUAACUGACUCUGGAUUGGUAUCCUCUAACCAAAUGCCCAUAAUAUCGACUUUAGGCUAAUGCCGUUCUAGACAGCGUCCACGUAAUUUCGCUGCAAUUUUGAUUUAAAUUUUAGGCAGGCAGGACUAGGGGUGUCAAAAGAGCCCAGUUAAGAAUCUAUUGUAAGCUUUUAGAAAUCAAUGGAAAAUAUGGUUCAUAUAGCCUGUUAAUUGUGUUCCAUUUACAAUCAUCACUGAUAAUCAAUAGUUUAUAUUUAUUCCUGUAUGUAACUAUUUAAUGUUUUUUUACAACAUAAGCUACGUUGAUAACUGUAAAUUGAGAUGUAAAGUCAAUUAAACUUAUUUCAAAAUGGAAAAUUGCGUCAAAAAAAUUUUUGUACAUAUUUGAAAGUUUAAGAUAUCUUAGUUGUUGUAUUACUAUGAUUUUUGUAGUUUAACUUUUUAUUUCUCCUUCUUAAAUCCUGUAGUGUUUAUUAUGAAUUUGGAAUUUGA